AUGCUUGAUGUGAAGGUGUUUACUCCAGUGUUUCGACCAUAUCAAGAAGAGCCGGAAGAUGGCGAACCACAGACGAUACAUCCAAAUAAGGAACAGUUAACAAGAAGAUAUGCGAUCAUACCAGAGCAACAGUCCCAGCAGCAGCAAAGUUCGCAAGAAGGUUGCUGCUCCACCGAUAAUGUAAUAAUCGUUCCACAUGUGCAAAUAACCCCAAAUGAAUCGCAUUUAUUCAACAGAGCCAUCAGUUCUGGUGGAGGUUUACUAGCAGGUAAUGUCCUUUUCACAGCUGCUUCUACUAAAUUUACAUCUGAGUAA
This is a messenger RNA of Cylicocyclus nassatus, 315 nucleotides long. The record is from the annotation of a GenBank genome assembly. NCBI's taxonomy places the organism in Eukaryota, Metazoa, Nematoda, Chromadorea, Rhabditida, Strongylidae.